This is a messenger RNA of Polyodon spathula (Mississippi paddlefish), 3030 nucleotides long. Its product is annotated as E3 ubiquitin-protein ligase rnf168-like. Gene Ontology annotation, molecular function: nucleosome binding; ubiquitin-protein transferase activity. The transcript has 7 exons. The record is from RefSeq and is a predicted model, not a curated record. Gene Ontology annotation, biological process: double-strand break repair; protein ubiquitination. Lineage: Eukaryota; Metazoa; Chordata; Actinopteri; Acipenseriformes; Polyodontidae. Gene Ontology annotation, cellular component: nucleus; site of double-strand break. Bases 244 to 1776 code for a protein of 510 amino acids.
CUCUGAGGGGAAGGAAUGGCGUUCUUGAUUGUGUAUCUCUAAAAAUUAUAAAAAUAUAGUUAUAUUUAAAACAUAAAAGUCAAUUAGGUCAUUUUGUUUCACAUUAUAGAAAACGUAUUGGUAAAUCUUGGAAAUUGGGUCUGCGUGUAUUUUUGUUCCUGUACGCUGAAGGGGUGGGUUAACAUUAAUACCAGCGCGGGUAUUUUGUAGUUAUUUUAUGUCUGACCUGGGAGAAGGAGCAAGAUGCCGCAAGUGCCACCGGACAAGUUGUCUCAAGCGGACUGCAUUUGUCCGGUGUGCCUGGAGAUUUUCCUGGAGCCGGUUACACUGCCCUGCGAUCACACCUUCUGUAAGCCCUGCUUCCAGCAGACUGUGGACAAGUCCAGCCUGUGCUGCCCAAUCUGCCGGAAGAGGGUCUCCACCUGGGCUCGGCUGCAUGGCCGCAACAAGACCCUGGUGAACAAGGAGCUGUGGGAGAGAGUGCAGGAAGCCUUCCCUGUUCACUGCCAGCAUCGGCUCAGCGGAAGGGACCUGGAUGAUGCCACCUUGAAUGCACUGAUUCCUCUGCCUCAACUGUGUAAACCAGGAGAGCUACGACAGGAAUAUGAGGACCAGAAAAGCAAGCUGGAAGCAGAAAAACGUGUGUUGGAAGAAGAGGAGAGGCGAGCGAGUGAAGAGUUUAUUCAACAGCUCCUAGUUGAGGAAGAUGGGAGAAGAGCUGAGGAGUGGAAGAGGGCAGUAGAGGUGCAGCUGGAAAAUGAUGAAAGAUUGGCCCAGGUGCUCAGUAAAGAAAUUGAUGCAAACCAAGUUUCAGAAACCCAGGGGCCCUCUAGAGAAAUAUCAAGACAGAUCUCUUCAGGAAAGAACACAAGUGUAGGGAACACUGAGAAAUACUUAUCUCUUGACUCAAACCGAACGCCAAGAUCUUUCGUACAUCCUGAAACUAGCAGAAGUACAAGCCUUUCUGCUAACAAGGAAAAUAUCUCGGCUGCUCUCGGUCGGUCUGUUGUAAUAGAAGAUGGCAUACUAACUUUAAGUCCCCAAGAAGCUGGAGAUUUCUCUGAAAUACCUCCAGAGGCUGCAAAAAAAAUAAAUGCAAGUACCAGUGACAAAGACAGGUGUGUCCUUGUGCCUACAAGCACAGAAGAAAGUGAAAACUCUGGUCUGCAUCCAAGACACAGAAGCAGCCAACCAGACUUCAGAGCAGGCAAAACAGGUGAUGAAGAUACCUGCAAGAGGAAGAAUCAGCGUGAGCCUGACACGCAAAGCAAAUUCAAAAGCAAGAGACUGAAAGUGUUACCAGCAGAGGGCGAUCCUCACGAAGGGGCAGAGCUCUCUGUGGAUGGGUCACACAUGCAGCAGCUCAUAGAGCUGGAGAAUGAGUUUUUCAUGAAACUGCAGCAAGAGAAAAAAGACAGACUUUUGGCAUUACAGUUGCAGAGGCAGCUGAACAAAGAGAUGAAAGAAGUGAACAGAAAAAAAAACUCCCCAGAUGGGUACCAGCUCCGCACUAAGCUGCCUGAAGAGAGAGCGUCGUGCAGAGGACAGAGGAAUUGGUCACAGUCCUCUGCACGGUCCUCUACUGUGAGAGGCGGGGUGGAGACAACAUUGCCUGCAAAUAGACCCAGUGGGAGCAUGCUGACUGCUGCUCCGACCCCAAAAGAAGAAGCUGGCAGUCAGAAGGGUGUGAGCAACAGUUCUGGGUCACCCACAGGACUGCAGAUAUAUGGCAAACAGAUGACCAUUACCACGAUGCUCCAAAACCAUGUAAAUUAAAGGUUUCCAAGGGAAAACAGUACAUUAGUGUUAUUACAGUGUUACAACUUAUUACAGAGAGAUAUUACUUAUUUGAUCCAAAAGCUGGACUACUGUUUUUUUGUCUGACACUUAGUUGUUUUUUUUCCCUAGCAUUUUUUUUUUUUUUUUGCUAAAUUUAUGUCCAUAUGAUAUUCAUGCUUAACAUUUGGCAGCUGCAAUGUUAACAUCAGGGUGAAAUGAUGAGCUACAAAUGUUUAACAGCAGAUUAUAAACCUGGUCAAUUAAACCAGAAAUAACAAUUUAUAUAAUGCUUUUAUUAAAUGUGGAGGAAAUAUGCACAAAAGAUGUGUACAGCUAUGACCAAAUGUUUUGCAUGAAGCAAAAUGUGUUAAUUGUGUAGAAUGAUGCAAAACCUUUGGCCAAAACUAUAUUUAACUGUUAUGUGCUUCAAGUCUUCGGAAGCUUAUUUAAGCUAAACAUUUAGGAAAGAUACACACAUGCUCUUCAGCAUUCUCUCGACAUGCUUAACAAUUAGAUAACUAAAGGCACAGCAUUUCAAUUAUAACAUGAUCCAUGCAUAAUGAUUUUACUGUUAGAAAUCUGUAUGACCAAUACCAUAAAACAGGACAUCAAAGGAGGGGCUCCACAAUCAAAUCCUGUAAUUUGUAGUAAUAAUAAUAUUACAUUACUGUGGCAGGUACAAGAUCUUCAGAACUGUAAAUGCUUCUAUAACACUGACAGGACAUUUGAAGGAAAGUUACAUGGGUUCCAUAGAGUUGUACACAUACAUACACUGAUUAAACUGCCUUACUAAAUGUGUUUUAAUCUAUGGAACAGGCCCUGUCCAUCUAUAACUUUUAAACAUGAGUUUACUCUUGAACAACUGCCCUUUUUAUGUACAGUAAGUUUAGUAUUGAACAUCUUAAUCCAUAAUUCUUAAACAUUCAAUGGUGGUAUAUUGAGUAAUACUAAAUGAGGUGUUUGUCAUUUUGUCAGUUUACAGGUUUCUUUCAGCAUUAAUAAACAUUUAAAAUCGGCAGAAACAUGUUGGUAAUAAAGUACACUGUUGUUACUUUUGUAAAGGUUCUCAAUACAUUGUUUUGUGCUGGUCUGAAAACAAAAAAACAUUUGCUUCUAAGCAAAGUUUGCACCACUUUUCAUCUAUAUUCACACUUCAAUCUCUUGCUAGUUCAGUUAUGUUACCUGUUUGUUUUUUCAAUUGCAAAAAAAAUAACUUGAAUCUUGUACUGGGACACAUGCAAUAAAUAUUAA